This is a messenger RNA of Panicum virgatum (switchgrass), 1205 nucleotides long. Its product is annotated as transcription factor HY5-like. Gene Ontology annotation, biological process: response to far red light; red or far-red light signaling pathway; positive regulation of transcription by RNA polymerase II. Bases 229 to 738 code for a protein of 169 amino acids. The record is from RefSeq and is a predicted model, not a curated record. Gene Ontology annotation, cellular component: nucleus. The transcript is spliced from 5 exons. Gene Ontology annotation, molecular function: DNA-binding transcription factor activity, RNA polymerase II-specific. NCBI's taxonomy places the organism in Eukaryota, Viridiplantae, Streptophyta, Magnoliopsida, Poales, Poaceae.
GCAAGAGAAAAAAACAAGGGGUCGCCCAUGCCAUGAUGAGCCCGGAUGGAAUCGUCGAACGCUUUCCAAGUUCAGGGAGGCAGGCGAAGCCGCGAAGGAAACAGAGGGCCAAUAAGGGGUGAGGAGACACAGAAACGUGCGCACAAUUAAUAAGAAAUUUAUCCCUCCUGCCGACUGCCGUGUGCCGACGAGCUCCGAGCUCGCGAGAGAGAGAGAGAGAGAGAGAGUAUGCAGCAGGAUCAGACGACGAGCUCGCUGCCCUCCAGCAGCGAGUGCUCCUCGAGCUCGGCGCCGCAGACGGAGGAGGCCAGAGAAGGGAUGGAGAGCGACGAGGAGAUCGGGCGGGUGCCGGAGGUCGGGCUGGAGCUGGCCGGCCCGUCGACGUCCGGCAGGGAGACCGCCGCGGGCGCCGGGGCCGGGACGUCGUCCGAGGCCCAGGCGGCCAGCGCCGCCGCCGCCCGCCGCCGCGUCCGCAGCCCGGCCGACAAGGAGCACCGCCGCCUCAAGAGGUUGCUCCGGAACCGGGUGUCGGCGCAGCAGGCGCGGGAGAGGAAGAAGGCGUACCUGAGCGAGCUGGAGGUGAGGGUGAAGGACCUGGAGAAGCGGAACUCGGAGCUGGAGGAGAGGCUCUCCACGCUGCAGAACGAGAACCAGAUGCUCAGACAGAUCCUGAAGAACACCACUGUCAAUAGAAGAGGGCCGGGUGGCGGUAGCAGCGCCGGCGGAGACAGCCAAUAGCUGCCCUCUGCAUGCAAGACCGGGAGGAAAUGGUUGCGUUUGGAUUUGGAGCAGGAAGCAGCUAGCAGCAGCAGGGAACUACCUCCUGAUGAUAGCCCGUUCACCUGGCUGAUCAAGCUUGUUGUUUAGGUGAAAAAUCUUCUGUCAUGCAGGGACCGUGCUGCAUCUGCAGGUGUUCAGCCCGGCUCUGGAACUUCUCUAGGUGUAUGUAACAGUGUCCUGUAUGGCCGCCUUUGCCAACAUGUAGUAUUUCAUCCCGUCCGUGUACAUGUAGACUGUACGUAAGAGAUCGAUGGCGUGGACGCAGCGCUGUUGCAAAUGUAAUGAGGUUUGUUUAAGAAGCGCUGUCUAAUUUGUUAAUGCCCGUGCCGUCUGUAAAAACCAUGAGAAUUUGUGUUCAUACCCGUGAUCAGUUUCGAUCAUGGCGGAACACUGCUGCUAUGAAACAGUUCUACAUUUUUUCCCCA